AUGGCUAGGAUUGGAGAAAUUCUAGAUUAAGAAGAAAGAAGCGAAGUUUAGAUUCCAGAAGAAGAAGAAAAUGGAGAUUUAUUCAAUGACAAAGCAACAUAAAAGUUCAUCGAAACUCUUGCCAAAAUAAAAUAUAAACAUCCAGAAAUUUAUUGA
This is a messenger RNA of Paramecium tetraurelia, 156 nucleotides long. RefSeq lists its product as uncharacterized. The record is from RefSeq and is a predicted model, not a curated record. Lineage: Eukaryota; Ciliophora; Oligohymenophorea; Peniculida; Parameciidae. The transcript has a single exon.